Messenger RNA from Bacidia gigantensis, 2304 nucleotides. RefSeq lists its product as uncharacterized. NCBI's taxonomy places the organism in Eukaryota, Fungi, Ascomycota, Lecanoromycetes, Lecanorales, Ramalinaceae. The record is from RefSeq and is a predicted model, not a curated record. The transcript is spliced from 2 exons. Bases 1 to 2304 code for a protein of 767 amino acids.
AUGGCAGACGAGAACACUCACAAACAGGAGUUCGCCGUCCGAGAUCUACCCACCACGAACGUUACGCUCUAUCCCACCCGCGCUCAGAUCGUUCGUGAUAUUCGGGACAUUACGCUUAAGCCAGGAAGCAAUGAAAUCACUAUACAUGGUCUGACGCCGACGGCCGAUGAGAGCUCGAUCAAAGUCGAUGGGAAAGGAUCAGCUACAAUUACGGACUUGGUUGUUGAACUUGUACCAAAUCAUGACAAAUACGAAGAUAUCUACCCAUCGGACUCUGAAGAAGAAGAGGACAUAGAAAGUGAAAGCGAGUCGGAUGACGACAGUCAAAAGAUGAAGGAUCUGAAGAAAGAGCAGGAUACGCUUACUCAGGCAAUUAACAACGCCUCGGAAGAAAAGGCCUCAGCGUCUGAUCGCCUGAGCAUACUGGACAAAUAUGGGAAAAGUUUUGGCAGCGAUCGACCCGAAAACUUAAGAGAAUGCAUGUCGAAAUAUCUUGAAGAGCGUCGGAAGGCUUUUGAGGUCUUCAACGACAGCGAAAACCGUCUCAGCGAAUUGAAUGAUCAAAAGGCGAAGAAUAGGAAAAGUCAAGAGAAGGCUCAGCUUCAAGAGGCAAAGAUGAACAAGAAAGCGAGACUUGCAAAACAAAAGGAGAAAGACAGGAAACAACGUGAGAAAGAAAGAAAGCUCCAAGCAAAGCGACAAGUCAAAGUGGAGAGGGCAAAAUUCUGGCCGAAGAAGGUUUACAAAGUUAUAGUCAGUAUGGAGACAGCAGCGACAGAGACGACACCAGCAUCCUCGAGGCGAGGUUCAAUUUCAACGGUAGGGAAGGUCACACCUGAUUUAGAAGCUUGCCAUGUCGCCCUAUCUAUCUCGUAUAUUACAUCUUCUGCCUGGUGGGCGCCGCGUUACGAUCUCAGCCUGCAGACUACAGCAAAGACUGGGACUAUUGUUUACAGGUCGGAGUUCUCCAACAUCUCGAAUGAGACGUGGCGAGACGCACAAAUAGUGCUUUCAACAUCACAGACGGCCUUUCAAGGACUUGGCAGUCCUGUACCUGUUAUGCAACCAUGGCAUAUCGAUCUAUCCAAGGCUUUAGGGUCCGACGUCACGAAUGGCGCGCUUCGGAGCGUCGAUGAACAAAAAUUUGUUCAUAAUGCUGAUCAUUCAAAUGCUGUGGCCCACCAGCAACCUCGCGAUACUUUGUUUGGCUUGGAUACCCUGGAUGAUAGAGGACGCCAAAUGUUGAAUCAACAGCAGAUGCAGAAGAACAACGCAAUUCAACGGCAAAUUUUGCAGCAGCCACAGUCAAAGCCCCAAGCCUCAUCCCUCCUCAGUACCAGUCAUGGUCAAGGAGGCCACGGCGGACAUGGCGGACAUGGCGGAUAUGCCAGGCAUGCGCAAAGCCGAUCUACUGGCUUAUUUGGCUCCAGCUCUCAACCUCCUGGAUCUGGACAAGCCUUCUCAUCAAACGCACGCAAAGAGAGGACGGUUCUAGCUGAUGAGGAAGUCGCCGAAGAGAGCUACAAUGAAGAUGCAGCUACCAUGGUUCCUGACCUCCCUUCAAUCGAAACAGAAGAAUCCAGCUGGUCUGAGUCAGGCUUGACUGCGACAUAUGACAUCCCAGGCCUGCGCACUAUCAGUCCAAGCUACACCAUGCGUCGUCACAAGAUCGCUUCUAUCCAUCUGAGGGAUGUCGUUUUCUCCUACUUACUUGUCCCUAAGCUGCGAGCUGCAGCCUUCUUAAAGGCUCGAAUUCGCAACAGCGCUGCUGGUAUAGCAUUACUUCGAGGACCUACGGGCCUGACGCUUGACGGAUCAUUCUUAGGAAAUACAACUCUACCACGCUGCUCACCGGGAGAAUCCUUCAGUCUAAGUCUGGGCAUCGAUCCGAGCGUGGUCAUUAAUUACAGUAAACCUACCGUCCGAAGGUCCCACGGCGGGAUCAUCAAUCGCGAGACGAGCGGGGUCUAUACACGCUCUUGUACCAUCACAAACACGAAAUCAGGUCGGCUUAUUGAAGGCUUGCUUCUCGACCAGGUACCUGUGAGCGAUGAUGAGAGGCUGAGAGUUGAAGUGCUCCAGCCGCGUGGCCUGAAACGCGAAGGCGAUGGUGCGAAGAGUGGGGUCGGGGUGGGCGUGGGAUAUGCUGGAAAGGAGGAAGCGAAGUGGGGCAGGUCAAACGCAUUUUUCAAGAAAGCUGGUGAAAUCUGCUGGGAAUUCAAGAUCGAAGCGGGGAAGGGAGGGAAGUUUAUUCUCGAAUAUGAGGCGAGGUGUCCCACUGGAGAGGCGAUCGUGGCAGUAUAG